AUGGAGCCGUGGUGCUGGGCCGGGGUCCGUGGGCAGGGCCCUCAGGGCCUCCGCGUGCCCGGGACCUCCCGCGCCCGCACCCGUGCCCUUCUUCUUCUGCUGCUGCUGCUGCUGCUGCUGCUCCUGCCUCGGCGGCCGGCAGGUGAGCACGCCCACCCCCGGCGCCCCCAACCCCCCAACACGGCCGCCUCUGACCCGCCUUUGACCCGGUGAAUUUCCACAGGCUGCUUGGCUGCAGACGAAUCCCCGGGGGCGCUGUCCACAGUUCGGACAAGGCCCUGUACCUCCAGAGCCUCCAGUCCCUCAGGCAGGGUUCGCCAUCCCCGGCAGGCUCUGUCGACUCCGCUACCAGGCACUUUGGACACUUCGGGCAUUACCGGGUCGGUCCCGACGCCACCACCAGGCACUUCGGGCGCUUCUUCGGGCACUACUUCGGGCACUUCGCGCACUUCGGGCAUUACCGGGUCCGUUCUUAGCACGAAACACACCAGCCUCCCCUUCUGUGGCUACUCCCACGAGCCAGACCCUACCCUCAGGGACCCAGAAGCCAUGACUCGGAGGUGGCCAUGGAUGGUCAGUGUGCGGGCUAACGGCACACACAUCUGUGCUGGUAUUCUUAUUGCUUCUAAGUGGGUGCUGACCGUGGCCCAUUGCUUGAUCCAGGACCAUGUUAACUAUACGGUGAGGGUGGGCAGCCCAUGGAUUGACCAGACGACGAAAACCAGCUCCGAUGUGCCGGUACAUCAGAUCAUCAUAAACAACGGGUACCAACCCAGGCGAUACUGGUCUUGGGUGGGCCGGAACAAUGACAUUGCCCUCCUUAAACUCCAGUGGGGGCUCAAGUAUAGCAAAUAUGUGUGGCCCAUCUGCCUGCCUGGCCUGGAAUACAUGCUGGAGGACAGUUCUAUCUGCGUUGUGACAGGCUGGGGAUACCCCCAGGUGGAUGGCACGUGGCCCCAGUUCCGGACCCUUCAGGAGAAGGAAGUCUCCAUCCUGAACAGCAGGAAGUGUGAGCACUUCUACCACAAGGAAGCCAGAAUCUCCUCGCUGGUGCGGAUCAUCACCCCUCAGAUGAUCUGUGUCUUGGACAAGAACAGAGACAAGUUCUGCUAUGAGAUAACCGGUGAGCCCUUGGUCUGCACUUCGGACAGCGGUAUAUGGUACCUGAUGGGAAUGAUGAGCUGGGGCCCGGGCUGCAAGAAGAACGAGUCCCCACCCAUCUUUCAGCAUAUCUCCCCCUACCAGCAGUGGAUCUGGGACAGCCUUAGUGGGGAGCCCCUGACCCUUCCAGCCCCCUCCAGGACCUUGCUCCUGGCUUUCCUUCUGCUCCUCAGCCUUCUUGGCACUCUGUGACACGGCCAGGCCUCUCUCCUUGCUCUCCUCCUCGGAGUGCUGCUGUGGGUGUUGUGCUCAGCCAGCAGGGACUAGCAGAGAUUAAACACUUGUUUUUCCCAGGUCUCCUCCUUUCUGAGCCUGCUCUGGCGGGAAGCAGGAAUACAUGAUGGGGUGGGUGAGGGGCUCUGGGGUGACUCCUGCGGAAAGCAGAGGGGUGUGUGUGUGUGUGUGUGUGUGUG
Messenger RNA from Psammomys obesus (fat sand rat), 1574 nucleotides. RefSeq names its product serine protease 50 (gene Prss50). The record is from RefSeq and is a predicted model, not a curated record. Gene Ontology annotation, cellular component: endoplasmic reticulum. Gene Ontology annotation, biological process: proteolysis. NCBI's taxonomy places the organism in Eukaryota, Metazoa, Chordata, Mammalia, Rodentia, Muridae. Gene Ontology annotation, molecular function: threonine-type endopeptidase activity; serine-type endopeptidase activity.